This is a messenger RNA of Pogoniulus pusillus (Red-fronted tinkerbird), 3629 nucleotides long. RefSeq names its product proprotein convertase subtilisin/kexin type 9 (gene PCSK9). Bases 778 to 2823 code for a protein of 681 amino acids. The record is from RefSeq and is a predicted model, not a curated record. The transcript has 12 exons. Gene Ontology annotation, biological process: proteolysis. Gene Ontology annotation, molecular function: serine-type endopeptidase activity. NCBI's taxonomy places the organism in Eukaryota, Metazoa, Chordata, Aves, Piciformes, Lybiidae.
GUAACCGGCAAACGAAACCCGCAUCUCCCUCGGAGCAGGGAGCAGGAAAAGGGUUUGCUGAAGGUCUCGGGGAUGCUGGGGCAGUGUGGGAGCCCGGCGCUGUGGACGCGGUGGGGAGAGCCACGGGAGAGCACCAACCGCAGCCUGGGAGAAUAACAUUUGCACUGUGACGGCUCUGCGAGCAAAGCCUAAACAGGAUUAGAGGCUUCCAUGGAAAUCCGCCUCCGAAGCAGGCCAGCAAGAGGCACAGAAAAGCCUCCAGCCCCUCCUGAAAAUAGUCCUUUAAGCGUCUGCGCUCCUCUCUCCGAAGGUCCCGGCGAGACACGGGGACUCCUGGGGGGUUCCAGCUGGCUGGGGAGCGCAGCCGGGCGCUCCCCUGCCCUCCGCUCCCCCCACGGCGUGCCGCUUCUCCAGGCGGCCGCGGCUCCACAGUCCCCACCGCCGCCCCGUUAAUGGUUAACCCGCCCGGGUGGGCUGAUGGGGCCGGCGGCAGUGGCGUGAUCCCCCCGCCCCGCCACGCCGGGCAAAGCCACAGCUGCCGCUGCGCUCCCGCUCCUCGGCACCACGUGUGCGCUCCGGUUCCCCGCGGAUGCGCUUCUCCACGGGUGCGCUCCGGUCCCUUCUCCCUGGCUCCUCAGCUCCGCGGGAGCUCUCCGGCUCCUCCGCAGGUGCGCUCCGCUCCCCGGCUCCAGUUGCGCGGCUCCGGCUCCCCGGCGCCUCAGCUUCGAGGGUGCGCUGCGGCUCAUCUACAGGUACGCAGCGGCUCCGCGGUCCGGGAUGCACCGUGGGGAAGUGUCUUCGCGGCUCCGCGUCACUCCGCGCUGCCCGUCGGGGGUCCGGGCUGGCACGAUGGCCCCGCGGGCUUUGGUGCUGAUGCUGGUGCUGGCGCUGGCGCUGGAGCGGGUGGCAGCGGAGCUGGCGGAGGAACUCGUGCUGGCCAUAGGAGCAGCUGAGGAGGAGGCAGCUGCCAUCGAGGCUGCCCCGUCGGGGUCGGGUCCUGCUGCCUUCCAUCGUGCCACCAAGGCAUCGUGGCGGCUGCCCGGGCGCUACAUGGUGGUGCUGCAGGCUGGCAUCAGUGAGGCCGAGGUGCGAGGCACGGCGCAGAGGCUGCAGGCCCGUGCGGCUCGGCGGGGAUACCUGACAGAGCUGCUGCACAUCUUCCACCUCCUGCCUGCCUUCCUAGUGAAGAUGAGCGGUGAUGUGCUGGAUACGGCGCUGAGGCUGCCUCAUGUGGAGUACGUCGAGGAGGACUCCUAUGUCUUUGCCCAGAGCAUCCCCUGGAAUCUGGGCAGGAUUGUACUGGCACAGCCCAGUUCGGGUGCCUACAGCCCUCCCAAUACUGGUGACCUGGUGGAGAUUUACCUGCUGGACACCAGUGUGCAGAGCACCCAUCGGGAGAUUGAAGGCAGGGUGCUUGUGACUGACUUUGAGAACGUCCCUGAAGAGGAUGGGACUCGCUUCCACAGGCAGGCCAGCAAGUGUGACAGCCACGGGACCCACAUGGCUGGGGUGCUGGGCGGGCGCGAUGCCGGCGUGGCCAUGGGUGCCAACAUCCACAGCCUCCGCGUGCUGAACUGCCAGGGGAAGGGCACUGUCAGUGGGACCCUCAUUGGCCUGGAGUUUAUCAAGACGCUUCUGGAGGCUCAGGCCCAUGUGCCCCUGGUGGUGCUGCUGCCCUUUGCUGGUGCCUACAGUCGAACGCUGAACACUGGCUGCCGGCGGAUGGCACAGCUGGGGGUGGUGAUGGUCGCGGCUGCUGGUAACUACAAGGACGAUGCCUGUCUGUACUCACCAGCAUCUGAGCCAGAGGUCAUCACGGUAGGUGCCACCAACAGCGAGGACCAACCCGCCUCCAUCGGCACCCUGGGCACCAACUUUGGCCGCUGCGUGGACCUGUUUGCCCCAGGGGAUGACAUCAUUGGUGCCUCCAGCGACUGCAGCACCUGCUUCACGGCACAGAGUGGCACCUCGCAGGCGGCUGCACAUGUGGCAGGCAUCGCUGCCAUGCUGCUCAGUGCCGAGCCCCAGCUCAGCCUCGCCAAGCUCCGGCAGCGCCUCCUGCACUUUGCCACCAAGAAUGUCAUGGACAUGGCCUGGUUCCCCGAGGAGCAGCGGCUCCAGACGCCCAACAGCGUGGCUGCGCUGCCUGCCCAGCUGGGCACAGCCCAGCAGCUCUACUGCCGGUCGGUGUGGUCGGCUCGCUCGGGGCUCACUCGGCACUCCACGGCCGUGGCUCGCUGUGCCGGCACCGAGGAGAUGCUCAGCUGCUCCAGCUUCUCCCGCAGCGGCCGGCGGCUGGGGGAGCACAUGGAGGACAAGGAUGAGCAGAAGCAGUGUGUGGCCCACAACGCGUUCCGGGGCCGCGGUGCCUACGCCAUCGCCAGGUGUUGCACAUGGCCCAGCGCCGAGUGCCGGAUCAACGCCAGCUCUGCGGCGGGCGCCGGCUGCUCCCAGCAGGACCACUUACUGACCGGGUGCAGCUUCCGCUCCUCCGGUGCAGCGCUGGGUGACGGCGGCAGACCCGUCCCGGGCCCAGGGGACAGACCCAGCCACUGCAGCGGUGUGACAGGGGUGACGGCGCACGCCUCUUGCUGCCCUGCCGCCAGCCUGCAGUGCCGGGUGAAGGAGCGCACGUCCCCGGGACCGGCGGAGAAGGUGACCGUGUCCUGUGAGGGCGGCUGGACGCUGACGGGCUGCAAUGCCCAUCCUCACAGCCCUGGCACCAUGGGAGCCUACGCCGUGGACAACACCUGCGUGGCAGCCCGCGGCCCGGGCAGCGGCGCAGCCACCGCCGUCGCCAUUUGCUGCCGGAGCCAGCAGUAGGGACAGGCCGAACCGGCGCCGUGGCCGCCCUGGCCCGGCAGGCCCAGGGGCUUGGGUGGACUGCUGUGCCCCUGGCUCGGCACCUUCCCGGGGAUGCGCUGCUGCUCCCGGCACGCUCCUGGCACAGCUCUGGCACGCAGCUGCUGACAAUCUCCGCGCUUGGGCUGCCCUGGCGCUGGGUACGAGGCUGUCACCCAUCCUCUCGCACACAGACCCUGGGGGCUCUGCCAGAGGUCUCCAGGCAGCCCCCGCACUGCCGGAGUGCCUCCGCCACAGGAGCCGCCUCAGCAUCCUUUCCCCACCGCCUCUUUCUCCAAGUACCCUGACUGCAGGAGCCUUCGCCAGGCUGCUCCUGUUGUCACGCAGUGUGUGCCAAACCCACCGCCUCCUCCUGCUGGGGGCUGCCCCUCUCUUUCCUGGUGAGCUGCUGGGCUCCCGGGACAAGCGGAGGUUAGCCUUUGCGGGGCAGCCUUCCGAGGGCCUGGCUCACGUCCCCAGGAGGCUUUCGUUGUCAGUCGAGCGUAAGGGCUGCAGUUUAAUCAGUCUGCUUGUUUUAAUUAGAUUUUAAUCUGCAUCGCUAGGAGUCAGCUUCUGCUUAGUUGGUGGUUUUUUGUUUUGUUCUUUUGAGUCAGAGUUAAUGAUCUGCUGGCAUUGCAUUAACAGCUUCCCUUUCAGCUCUGCCCCGGCCGUGGCUCCUGUUGAGAACAAAGACGAGAAAGCUUUCCUAGUACCUUGGUUUAUACAUUUGUACCUCAGAUAUUUAUUUGGGAUUUUAUAAAUAAACAUUUUAUAAACCUCUUUUAAAA